Molecule: messenger RNA, 1140 nt
Organism: Aspergillus calidoustus
Lineage: Eukaryota; Fungi; Ascomycota; Eurotiomycetes; Eurotiales; Aspergillaceae
Source: the annotation of a GenBank genome assembly
AUGCAUAUCCUCCGUUUUCUUCCACUCGCAGUUGCGAUAACCGCAGUGACUGCACAUCCCCGGCCCGAGCACCCAGAGCCGUAUUCUGAAGUCGUCAUCUUUGACCCGCCACGCAACUAUACCAUUCCACGCACUCUCUACGCGCGCAAUGAGCAAUUACCCAACGGCGACCUCCUAGCCACUUGGGAGAACUACUCGCCUGAGCCACCGGCAGUGUACUUCCCCAUCUAUCGUUCAUCCGAUUAUGGCGAGACAUGGACCGAGAUCUCCCGAGUCCAUGAUACAGCCAACGGCUUCGGUCUCCGCUACCAGCCAUUCUUAUACUAUCUUCCUGAGCGCGUUGGUCGCUUCCGCGCCGGAACACUGUUGCUGGCAGGGAGCAGCAUCCCAACGGAUUUGAGCUCGACUGAGAUUGGUCUCUAUGCGUCGCAGGACAAGGGUCGUACAUGGAAGUUUUUAAGCCACAUUGCCGCUGGUGGAGAGGCGAUUCCUAACAAUGGGCUGACUCCUGUAUGGGAGCCAUUCCUUCUCGCACACAAAGGCAAAUUGAUUUGCUACUAUGCGGAUCAGAGAGACAAUGCCACCCACGGCCAAAAGCUUUCCCACCAGGUCACAGAUGACCUUCUUAACUGGGGCCCCCCGGUUGACGAUGUCGCCUACCCGACCUACACAGAUAGACCUGGAAUGCCAGUGGUUACCAAGCUCCCCAAUGGUAAAUACUUCUACAUCUAUGAAUACGGCUCCUUCUUCAACACCUCCGAUUAUUCAUUCCCCCUGUACUACCGCAUCAGCGCCGACCCCGAAGGAUUCAUUGACGCAGAACACCAUGAGCUUGUUGUGUCUAGCGGGACAAUCCCAACUUCGUCCCCGUAUGUGGUCUGGACGCCCUGGGGAGGCAAGAAUGGUACCAUUGUGGUUAGCUCAGGCACACAGGAUGCUGUGUUUAUCAAUCAAGCACUGGGCGAGGGCGAAUGGACUGAGGUCCCCACUCCAGAGCCGCAUAGUUAUACCAGGGCUUUGCGUAUCCUUAAAGAGGAUCCUCGAUUCCUGUUAUUGCAUGGUGCUGGAGUACUUCUUGGGGAGCAGAACAAGGUAACUGUGAGUCUGCUGAACUUGGAGGAGGCCGUCGCUGCUCUGUGA